Molecule: messenger RNA, 4880 nt
Organism: Myotis lucifugus (little brown bat)
Lineage: Eukaryota; Metazoa; Chordata; Mammalia; Chiroptera; Vespertilionidae
Gene: SDAD1
Product: SDA1 domain containing 1
Exons: 22
Coding region: 43-2142 (699 amino acids)
Biological process (GO): ribosomal large subunit export from nucleus; ribosomal large subunit biogenesis
Cellular component (GO): nucleolus
Source: RefSeq, a predicted model, not a curated record
UUUCUUUAAAACUGUCCGCCGCGGAGCUCGUCAGCAGCCAAGAUGUCCAGCAGAAACAACAACAAACUGCCCAGCAACCUGCCGCAGUUACAGAACCUGAUCAAGCGGGACCCGCCGGCCUACGUGGAGGAGUUUCUACAGCAGUAUAAUCACUACAAAUCCAAUGUGGAGAUUUUCCGAUUACAACCAAAUAAACCCAGCAAAGAACUGGCAGAGCUGGUGAUGUUUAUGGCACAGAUUGGUCACUGCUACCCAGAACAUUUAAGUAACUUUCCUCAAGAGUUGAAAGAUCUUCUUUCCUACAAUCACACUGUCUUGGAUCCAGAUCUUCGAAUGACAUUUUGCAAAGCUUUGAUCUUGCUGAGAAAUAAGAAUCUCAUCAAUCCAUCAAGUUUACUAGAGCUGUUCUUUGAACUUCUGCGUUGCCAUGAUAAGCUUCUGCGAAAGACUUUAUACACGCAUAUUGUGACUGAUAUCAAGAAUAUAAAUGCAAAACACAAGAACAAUAAAGUGAAUGUAGUGUUGCAGAAUUUCAUGUACACCAUGCUGAGAGAUAGCAAUGCAACUGCAGCUAAGAUAUCCUUGGAUGUGAUGAUUGAACUCUACAGAAGAAACAUCUGGAACGAUGCCAAAACUGUCAAUGUUAUAACAACUGCGUGUUUCUCUAAGGUCACCAAGAUAUUAGUUGCUGCUUUAACAUUCUUCCUUGGGAAAGAUGAAGAGGAAAAACAAGACAGCGACUCAGAAUCGGAGGAUGAAGGACCAACAGCAAGAGACCUGCUAGUACAGUAUGCCACAGGGAAGAAAAGCUCCAAGCACAAGAAGAGGUUGGAAAAGGCUAUGAAAGUGCUCAAGAAACAAAAGAAGAAGAAAAAACCAGAGGUGUUUAACUUUUCAGCUAUUCACUUGAUUCAUGAUCCUCAAGAUUUUGCAGAAAAACUACUAAAGCAGCUAGAGAGCUCAAAGGAGAGGUUUGAAGUGAAGAUGAUGCUCAUGAACCUCAUUUCCAGAUUGGUGGGAAUUCACGAGCUUUUUCUUUUCAACUUCUAUCCCUUUGUGCAAAGGUUUCUGCAGCCCCACCAAAGAGAAGUAACAAAGAUCCUUCUGUUUGCUGCACAAGCAUCUCAUCACCUAGUACCCCCAGAGGUCAUUCAAUCCUUGCUCAUGACUGUGGCCAACAAUUUUGUUACCGACAAGAACUCUGGGGAAGUCAUGACAGUAGGAAUUAAUGCUAUAAAGGAGAUAACAGCUCGAUGUCCUCUAGCCAUGACUGAAGAACUUCUCCAAGACCUGGCUCAGUAUAAAACACACAAAGAUAAGAAUGUAAUGAUGUCUGCUAGAACUUUGAUUCAGCUCUUCCGAACACUGAAUCCUCAGAUGUUACAGAAGAAAUUCCGGGGUAAGCCUACAGAGGCCUCUGUAGAAGCAAGAGUACAAGAAUAUGGAGAACUAGAUGCUAAAGAUUACAUCCCAGGAGCAGAAAUUCUAGAAAUUGAAAAUGGAGAAGAGAAUGCGGAAAACGAUGAAGCACAAAGCGAUAGACUACCUGUGCUCUCUCACACAGACGGGUGGGAAAGUGCCAGUCUCAGUGAGGAGUCAGAUGACGGGGAGUGGGUUGACGUGCACCACUCUUCUGAUGAAGAACAGCAAGAAAUCGCUAAGAAGCUGAGCAGCAUGCCUGUGGAGGAGCGGAUAGCCAAAGCUGCAGCCGUCAGCACCAGCCGAGUUUUAACUCAGGAAGACUUCCAGAAAAUCCGCCUGGCCCAGAUGAGGAAGGAACUCGACGCUGCCCCCGGGAAAGCCCAGAAGAGGAACUAUAUCGAAAUAGACAGUGAUGAAGAUUCCAGGGGCGAGUUGCUUUCUCUUCGGGACAUUGAACGCCUUCAUAAAAAGCCAAAGUCUGACAAGGAGACAAGACUAGCAACUGCAAUGGCUGGAAAGACAGACCGAAAAGAAUUUAUGAGGAAGAAAACCAAAAUGAAUCCAUUUUCCAGUUCCACAAAUAAAGAGAAGAAAAAACAGAAGAACUUCAUGAUGAUGCGGUAUAGCCAUAAUGUCCGCUCAAAAAAUAAGCGUUCCUUCCGAGAAAAGCAGUUGGCACUACGAGAUGCGCUUUUGAAAAAGAGAAAAAGAAUGAAGUAACCUGGACAAGCAAGUUUAGCACUCCAAAGAGAAUGCUCAAUUUGUGUCAUUACUCUGAAAAUUAAUAAACUGAGAAUGUUUACAUUAAAUAGUCCAGAAACACUAUACUGUGAAAACCAAAGUAAAUUUGGUAGCAUUUUGGUGUUUUUAUUUUGGAGGUGGAUAAUGGUGGGAAUAUUUGAAAUGUAAACAGUCGUGAUGUUGUAAAAUCAUUUAGCAGUCAUGUGAGAAUAAACUCUUCGGUGCCUAUUAUCACUAUCGAUGUAAAAAUGACCAAAAUCCCUCAUUAAAGGCAUCCACAGCCUAUUUGGAGGAUGCGGGGGACAGACGUGUGUAUAUGUGUAUCUAUGUGCAGUGUAAAUAGUUCUCUGGUAGAGAUAGGUCCAUCUUCCUGUGGGGUCAUGGAGAUCUUGUAGAUGAGCUCUGCAGGGGGCAGGGUUACAUAUUCUCUUCAAAUGAAACAGGACAAUGUUACAAGAGUAAGAGGUUCUUACUUGUAAAUAGGCUUACCUGCUGAAAACAGGUCCCUGCUGUACAGAUUUUGGGUAGACUAUUUAGCUCUUUUAGUCCAUCCAAAAGAUUUAAAUAUUUUUUGAAUGCCAGGUUAAAACCUUGCUUUUUAUAUUGCCUUAAGUAUAAAUAGUAAUCUUGGAGUGUCUUUAUCAUUUGGGCUGCUCACGUCCCCAUAGAGAAAAAGAAAAUCAAAUUAGUUUCCUUAGCCUUUUUCACCUUUAAUAUUUUCAGCCUUGUGUCCAAAGAAAGGUUUCUAAUAUCAAAUAGGUCUUCUUGUGUGUUGAGUGGCUGCAUUGGUCUCCCUUCCCUAGGUGUGCUUGGGUAGAUUUCAGGGGGCAUGAAAGCAGGUCAGUCUCUCUGUUUGCAAGUUGUUGCAUUUGGAAAGUUUGUUGCCUUUUACCUCAGAUUUCUUAGAUAAUAUUGUAGAUGAUGAAAUUACUCUAUAUUGCUUUCAAGUAAAAAGCAAUUUUCUGCUUACUCUGAAUUAGAAAGCAGCUUCUAAAACUACUUUUCUCCUUCCCUUUCAGUAUCUUCUGUUCACUUUCUAAGUUCAACUUGAGUUUUAUUUGAAGGAAACUGUGUGACUUUCCCCAAAAUACUGGGGAUUAGUUGUGAAGACCUUGAGGUUUAAUGACUCAGUUGCACUGGCCUAGUGAGGGGAGCUCUCAGAGUCAACCUGGGCAACUUCAGUAUUUCACAGAAUGUGCCCCAUGCAAAUUUGAAUGGUUCAGACUAGAAACUGCUCUCUUUGCACAUUUGAACUGUCUCGUGUAUCUAGCUUGAGAGAGGGGUAAAUAAAACCAAAAUGACAUAGCAGCCAGGAUCCACAGCUUUGCUGCCUGAAUUGUGAUGGUACCUGAAAAUUGCAUCCUUUCGCUAGACUUUCACACCCACCUAGGUGCCGAGACACCAAAGUCCAUGUGUUCUGACUUCUGUUCUAAUGUGGCUUCACCCUGCUCUUAACUGAAAUGUAUAUGCAAGAUAGAAAACUAGCUGGCUUACAAGGGUGCAGUCUUAACUCUCUUUUAUUUCUUCAGUCCCAUAGUAUCUUAUCUUACUAUGGUCCCUUUUAUUAUUUUAUAAAUCUCAAGAAUAUUUUAUGUUUGUUUACUAUAGAUUUGAAGAUCAGGCCCUCACAAGGGUGGCUGCUGCCAGCAAAGGCAGAGUAGCCUUUCAGGGUGAAAUUUACCUUGAAGAAGCCACCAGGGUCUCUGUUUUAGCUUUUCAGACUCACUUUUUUGUCCGCACUGGGAAUGGAUCCAUUUCUGGGAUGAACUCAUAUUGUCCAAGCUCAUAUAUAGUUACAUGAAGCGAUGUAUAAAUCUGGAAUGAUAAUGUAUUAUGUAUGUGAUCUUAGCAAAUUCCAUCGGAAAAUAAGCGCCACAAAAGGCAGAGGCUGUUCCCUGCUCUAUGCCCAGGCUCAGUAAAUAUUUGAAACAUGACCUCCCUCAUUGAUCGUUUUGAGGUUCUGAGAACUAAUAGCUAUUUAUAAGAACUUAGCAUGGUAUUUGCCACAAAGUACGCAUUCAGUAAAUUUCUCAUCAAAGGUUAGAUAUCGAUUAAGUUUUUAUUUUAUCUUUUGCUUAAUUUACUCUUGAAAUGACAAUUGCAGUUGCUACAAGUAUUUGUUUUAUCCCUCAUCCAUUUUGGGGGGAACUAGUUUGAAAUACAAAGAUAUAUAUUGAAUGCUCACUGUAUGCAAAGCAGCCUGCUAGAUGCUGGGUGGGUUGCAAACACAAUGUUUGUGUCAUACAGAAACUUUGAAACCCAUGAAGGAAAUAGACUUUAAAAAUAACUAUGUAAUACAGAGCCACUUACAGAGCUAUCAAAAAAGGCACAUAGCUUAGGGCAGGGCAUCCUGACGAAGGGGCAGUUCAGCUGGCAGGAGGGUUUGCUGACAAACAUGCUUAGGAUGAACAGGGCAGCAGUAGGAAAUGGAUUCUUGAAUCAUCAAAGAAAAAGUUAGGGUUUAAAAAUUGGUACAACUUUUUAAAGGUUAUUGUUAAUUAAAUUUUGUUUUGUUACUUCAUAUUCUAAUUCUUUGAAAAUUUAUAAUGUAUGUAGAGUGUUGUAUGGCAGCUCUGUAUUAACCAGAAUGUUUAAUCAGUUGGAAUGCUCUGUUCUUCAAACUAUAUUAAAACUGUUUUAAAACUAUUUUAAACACUUUAAACCUGUUCUACUAAGUGACAUCCUUUCAUUGUAUAAAAAAUAAAACUAAAAAUUAA